AUGAGCAAAGAAAAAGUUGAGCAGCUGGACCAUCGAUCCUACAGUGUCGACGAGAGUGGGCGCCGUCUGUCUGUGACUGGGCGACGUGUUUCUGUUGUCGAUGAUGUCUUUGGAGAGAUCGUUGAAGGUGGCCCAAAUUACCGCAAUGUCGGUUGGAUGGGAACUGUUGCCCUCAUGAUGAAGACCCAGAUUGGUCUCGGUGUCCUCUCGAUUCCAGCCGUUCUCGACACUCUCGGGAUGAUUCCAGGCGUCAUUUGCUUGCUAGCGAUUGCUGUGAUCACAACAUGGUCGGACUACAUGGUCGGUAUAUUCAAGCUUCGACAUCGCUCCGUCUACGGCAUCGACGAUGCUGGUCAAUUGAUGUUCGGUCGUGUUGGACGCGAAACACUCGGGGUUGCAUUCAUCCUUUACUGGAUUUUCGUCGCUGGCGCUGGCAUGCUUGGCACCUCAAUUGGUCUGAAUGCUGUCUCGACGCAUGGAGCAUGUACUGCAAUCUUCGUUGCUGUUGCUGCGAUUAUAGGAUUCGGCCUCUCUAGCAUUCAGACACUUGGUAAAAUAACCUGGCUCGCGUGGCUAGGAUUGACGUGUAUCUUGACCGCAAUUUUCACUGUCACUAUUGCUGUCGGCAUACAAGACCGCCCUGCUGCCGCGCCUCCAGAAGGUGUCUUUGUGUCAGAUUACAAGCUCACCAACAACCCAUCGUUCACUCAAGCCAUCUCCGCUUGUUCUUCAUUGGUCUUCGCAUACGCCGGCACACCUGCCUUCUUUUCGAUCAUUUCUGAAAUGCGAGAUCCUCGACACUACACACGAUCCCUCAUCAUUUGCCAGAGUGGUGUCACGAUUACGUACACCGUAAUCGGCGUUGUGGUCUACUACUAUUGCGGUUCGUUUGUAGCCUCACCUGCUCUCGGAUCAGCGGGUGUCCUCAUCAAGAAGAUCUGCUAUGGGUUUGCUCUUCCGGGGCUCCUUGUCACAACGACUCUCGUCAUCCACUUGCCAGCCAAGUACAUCUUCGUGCGCCUUUUGCGUGGUACCCAUCACCUUAGUGAGAACACCUUUAGACAUUGGGCAACCUGGCUGGGCUGCACAGGCGGAAUUGCGAUCAUUGCUUAUGUGAUUGCAAGCGCCAUUCCUGUCUUCGGUGGUCUUGUCUCCCUCGUCGGUGCUUUGCUCGGUACGCUCAUGUCGUUCCAGCCGAUGGGCUGCAUGUGGUUGUACGACAACUGGAGCACAUUCAAGGCCGAACGAACAACCAAGUUAACGCUGAUGGUUUGCUGGGCUGUUUUUGUGGUCGUGUCAGGGACUUUCUUGAUGAUCGGCGGCACCUAUGGGUCUAUCGUUGGCAUCAUGGAUUCGUACAAAGCUUCUGGAGGCUCGGCGGCAUGGUCCUGUGCUGAUAACUCGAACUCAGUGUGA
Messenger RNA from Coniosporium apollinis CBS 100218, 1416 nucleotides. RefSeq lists its product as uncharacterized. Gene Ontology annotation, molecular function: amino acid transmembrane transporter activity. Gene Ontology annotation, biological process: amino acid transmembrane transport. Gene Ontology annotation, cellular component: vacuolar membrane. The transcript has 4 exons. Bases 1 to 1416 code for a protein of 471 amino acids. Lineage: Eukaryota; Fungi; Ascomycota; Dothideomycetes. The record is from RefSeq and is a predicted model, not a curated record.